AAAAAAACUUCACAUCAAAGUUGUAGUUUGAGGCGUUUGUGUCGGUGUCGGGUGCAGUCAAAGCAACGCUUCGCUUAUCGAAAACGAGUGAAAACAAUUGUGAUAAUUCGCACUGAACAUGGUUUAAGUGUUCCGGGAAAGGUGUUGUGCAAAAAUUUCGCAGUGACAUAAUCAGAGUGCUAUAAUCGCGAUGGCUUUGGGUAACGGGAGCACCCCGAACGGGGGUGUUACCCAGGAAAAGGCCCCGGUGGUCAACGGGACUAACAUGGAAACGCUACCGAGAGCUGGAAAACAGACUGAUCCAAACACAGCAUUUUUAAGAGCAGCACGCGCAGCUCAGCUGGACAAAAUUCAGGAGUAUUUGGAUUCAGGAACGGUUAGAGAUAUCAAUACUUCAAAUGCGAAUGGCUUGAACGCGCUACAUCUUGCAGCAAAAGAUGGACACGUAGAAAUCGCAAGGGAAUUAUUAAAACGAGGUGCUAUAGUCGAUGCUGCUACAAAAAAAGGGAAUACGGCGUUACAUAUAGCAUCGUUAGCCGGACAAGAAGAAAUCGUACGAUUAUUAAUUCAACAUGGUGCCUCUCUCAACGUACAAUCACAGAAUGGGUUUACUCCGCUUUAUAUGGCUGCUCAAGAAAAUCAUGAUGGUUGUGUUCGGUAUUUAUUAUCGAAAGGAGCUAACCAAACGUUGGCUACAGAGGAUGGGUUUACACCCCUUGCCGUAGCAAUGCAACAGGGCCAUGACAAAGUUGUCGCCGUUUUGCUAGAAAAUGACAUCAAGGGAAAAGUGAGAUUACCAGCUUUACAUAUCGCUGCCAAGAAAGACGACGUAAAAGCAGCCGCAUUAUUGUUACAAAAUGAGCACAAUCCGGAUAUAACAUCUAAAAGCGGCUUUACGCCGUUGCACAUAGCUGCUCAUUAUGGCAACGAUAAAGUUGCAUCAUUGUUAUAUGACAAGGGAGCCGAUGUUAAUUAUGCAGCUAAACACAAUAUUACGCCUCUUCACGUCGCCAGCAAGUGGGGAAAAAUUAACAUGGUCACUUUGUUAGUGGCUAAAGGGGCAGAUAUCCAGGCAAAAACGCGAGAUGGUCUUACACCGUUGCAUUGCGCUGCACGGUCAGGGCAUGAUUUAGUUGUCGACAUGUUGCUGGAAAAUGGAGCACCAAUGCAUGCUAAAACGAAGAACGGAUUAGCUCCUCUUCACAUGGCAGCUCAGGGCGAACACGUGGAUGCAGCUAGAAUUUUGUUGUAUCAUGGUGCACCUGUAGACGAAGUUACUGUUGAUUAUUUGACAGCCCUUCAUGUAGCCGCCCAUUGUGGACAUGUAAGAGUAGCAAAACUUCUGCUAGAUCGUGGUGCUGAUCCUAAUGCCCGAGCCUUAAACGGCUUUACACCUUUACACAUUGCGUGUAAGAAAAAUAGGAUCAAAAUGGUAGAACUUUUAUUGAAACACGGUGCAAGCAUAGGUGCUACAACUGAAAGCGGAUUAACACCUCUUCAUGUUGCUAGUUUUAUGGGAUGUAUGAACAUUGUUAUUUAUUUAUUACAACGUGAUGCUAGUCCAGACAUUCCAACCGUGCGGGGUGAAACGCCUUUACAUUUAGCGGCCAGAGCUAAUCAGACUGAUAUCAUUCGGAUAUUAUUACGAAACGGUGCAGCUGUAGACGCUAAAGCUAGAGAAGAGCAAACUCCGCUCCACGUGGCUUCCAGACUCGGAAAUGUUGAUAUCGUUAUGUUGCUUUUGCAACACGGUGCUCAGCCUCAUGCGACAACAAAAGAUCUUUACACGCCGCUGCAUAUCGCUGCAAAAGAAGGACAAGAAGAAGUCGCUUCAGUACUGCUUGACAACGGUGCAGAUUUGUCUGCAACGACAAAAAAAGGCUUCACUCCGUUACAUUUAGCUGCUAAAUACGGUCACUUAAAUGUAGCGAGAUUAUUGUUACAAAGGGAUGCCCCGGCUGAUGCACAAGGAAAAAAUGGCGUUACACCCUUACAUGUAGCCGCUCACUAUGAUCAUCAGCCUGUUGCUUUAUUAUUAUUAGAUAAAGGUGCUUCACCACAUGCAAUAGCCAAGAACGGUCACACACCUUUACACAUUGCCGCUCGCAAAAAUCAGAUGGACAUUGCAACAACGCUACUAGAAUAUGGUGCUCAAGCUGAUGCUGAGUCUAAGGCUGGUUUCACACCAUUACAUCUAAGUGCGCAAGAAGGCCAUUCGGAUAUGUCUUCUUUACUCUUAGAACACCAAGCUGACGCAAAUCAUACAGCCAAGAAUGGGUUAACACCAUUGCACCUGUGCUCCCAAGAAGAUAGAGUAGCAGUUGCUCAGUUACUUUUACGGGCGGGCGCGCAAAAAGAUGUUCAAACUAAAGCCGGAUACACACCAUUACAUGUGGCUUGUCAUCAUGGGCAUGUAAACAUGGUGCGAUUACUUAUAGAACAAGGUGCCGAAGUAAAUCCUGUCACCAGCGCAGGUUAUACACCCUUGCAUCAAGCAGCACAGCAGGGUCAUGUUUUGGUUAUUAGUUUAUUGUUGAAAAAUAAAGCAAAUCCUAACGCAGUAACAAACAAUGGACAAACUGCUUUAGGUAUUGCAAAUAAGUUGGGUUACAUUAGUGUGGUUGAAGAGCUUAAGGUUGUAACCGAAACUAAUAUUACUACUACCACUAUUGUGAAUAUUGAAGAAAAGUAUAAAGUUAUGGCACCUGAAGCGAUGCAAGAAACAUUUAUGUCUGAUUCCGAAGACGAAGGAGGCGGAGUGGACGAACCGCCCGUGGCUUACGGUCGACCAACGCAUGCUCAGCACGUCUAUCUACCCUUCUACCAGGGACAUAUGACAUACACACGUGACGAUCCAAUACUUGGUGAUCAGCAGCAAUAUAAAUAUAUGACAGUUGAUGACAUGAAAUCUCUUGGAGACGAUUCUAUGCGCAUGGAUGUUACCCACGAUGAGAAAAGCGAAUAUCGGAAUUCGAUGGCUCCGUCACACGUUAGUAACGAAUUAAUAAUUAAUCCUACUCAUGUAAAAGAGUAUUAUGCUUCCAACACGUAUACCACUCCAGACAAUGUGGAUAUAAAUCGACAACCCAUAACUGUUGGCUUAUGCAGACAAGAGUGGUCCAAUCUAGAAUACUCAUUGCAUCUUCUGGGUCCCAAAAGUCAAGGAUCGGGUCUAUGCAGAGAAAGCUUCUUGGUGUCUUUCUUGGUUGAUGCGCGCGGAGGCGCAAUGAGAGGAUGUCGACAUUCUGGUGUACGCGUUAUUGUACCUCCUAGAUGUGCCUCAAGUCCAACCAGAAUCACUUGUCGAUAUGUUCGCCCACAACGAACACCUCAUCCUCCACCUCUGAUGGAGGGAGAAGCUUUGGCAAGUAGACUCCUAGAAUUGGGACCAGUGGGCGCAAGAUUCUUAGGACCAGUGAUCAUCGAGGUACCCCACUUCGCUUCACUGAGAGGCAAGCAACGUGAAAUCGUGGUACUACGUUCAGACAACGGCGAAACGUGGAAAGAACAUACCUUAGAGGCCAACGAAGAGGCGAUUCAAGAUGUUUUGAACCAUAGUUUUGACGGUGAAGAACUGAGCCAGAUUGAAGACCUACAUACGAACAGAAUUACGAGAAUUUUAACCAACGAUUUUCCGCAUUAUUUUGCUGUAGUGUCUAGGAUUAGACAAGAAGUUCAUGCAAUAGGCCCCGAUGGAGGUACUGUAUCGAGCAGUGCCGUACCUCUCGUUCAAGCAGUCUUCCCACCUAAUGCACUUACGAAGAAAAUCCGAGUCGGCCUUCAAGCGCAGGCCAUUGAACCUGAAUUAGUAUCUAAGCUACUGGGACAUGGUGUCGCGGUCUCGCCAAUUGUUACAGUUGAACCUCGAAGACGGAAAUUCCACAAGGCCAUCGCUUUGAGUGUGCCAGCUCCAAGGGCUCAUUCUCAAGGGAUGAUUAAUCAGUAUUCUGGAUCCGCACCCACUUUACGAUUACUAUGUUCCAUCACAGGUGGUCAAAACAAAGCGGUUUGGGAAGACGUUACCGGCUCAACACCACUAACAUUUGUCAAAGACUGCGUCUCGUUCACAACGACGGUAUCAGCACGUUUUUGGCUGAUGGACUGCAGAAAUGUAUCGGACGCCGCAAGAAUGGCAACCGAUUUAUACACACAGGCAACACAUGUACCUUUCAUGGCAAAAUUUGUUGUUUUUGCCAAACGAGUCAGCCUUUUCGAAUCAAGAAUACGAGUAUUUUGCAUGACAGACGAUAAAGAAGACAAAACUUUAGAACACCAGGAACACUUCGUGGAAAUUGCGAAAAGUAGAGAUAUUGAAGUACUUGAAAAUAAAGACGUUUAUAUGGAGUUUGCUGGCAACUUGGUGCCUGUGCUACAAUCGGGCGAACAGCCUAGAUUAGGCUUCAAGGCUUUUAGAGAAAAUCGUCUCGCUUUCACGAUGCGACUGAGAGAUCCAGAUGAGGAGCCAGUUGGUCGUAUCAUCUUUAUGAGUGACUCUAAAGUGGCCAAAGGCGAACCCACUCAAACUCCUUUAUGUACUCUCAAUCUAGUUUUACCUAAGGAAAUACUUCCCGAUCGCGAUUCACAAUCAGAUUUGCUUUCGCUUCAUGUUGAUAAUAGUUUUCUCCAUCACGGUGGUAUAAGUAAACCUGAUACCAUUCAUCGCGCCGACUUCAGAUUAUCUGACAUUUGUAAUCUCCUGGAUGAGGACUGGGUCAAACUUGCAGAAGAAUUAGAUAUCGCCCCCUCUGACAUCACUCUAAUACGUGAAGAAUACCCGAAUAAUAAUCCACAACAAGCUAUGAUCAUGUUCAGACUGUGGUUACGACAAAAAGCUAAUAAGGCUACAGGAAAUAAGCUGGAGUUAGCACUAAAGAAAAUUGGGCGACCCGAUAUUGUUUCCAAAUGUAUUUGUAAUGUUGAAUUGGUUACUGAUGAUAUGGAAAAAGCUCUCGCUAAGGUACGUUUGGACCAGUCCGGAUUCGAUACAUUGAAAGACGAAUUAGGCUCUUCAAGAGACGCAUCGCUAAGACGGGAUACAAGUAUAAAUAAGUACAUUAAAGGCAGUCAGGAUGAACUUGAUAAAAGUGAUAGAAGCAAUGAUUUCCAAAAUCAAAACUCAACGGAUAAAGAUCUGACCGAUACCAUCAGCGACCAGAAAUUGGAAAAGUCAAUUGAAAAUCAGCUGGACAACAGAUCUGUGUCCCCUAACGCAAAUCGAGAGAUUAUAGAAGAAAUCACUCAGCAGCUAAACCACUUGCAGUCCACUCCGAAAUUAAAAAUUGACGCCAAUGCUAAUACGCCCCCACCUAGUCCCGCAGAAUUUCACUUCGAUAGAGAAGCAAAUUUCAUGAAUCAAAUGCACCCGACGAAAGGAACCAGCCCAACUCAAGAAGAAAUUGUAACUUCUACGCCUUUGAAAAAAGACAACCAAUCUGGUGAUGUGUUCAUUGAUCCUAUAGCUGUUCUUAAAAAGAACGUUAAUGAUACUUUGACAUUUUUGCAUCAAGAACGCAACGAUUUUUUACCAGAAGAUGAUAUUAUAAUACCUAGUCGAAAAGAUGAUCAUAUAUCUAAAAAAAUUGAUCUUGAUAGUAUUAAUUUGAAAACUCAGAAGAAAUCAUCGGAUGAUUUAAAAAAUGUUAUUCAAAACGAAGUUAAUGAUGUAAUUAAGAAAGCUGAAGAUGUAGUAAAUGACUUAAAGAACGACACAGAAAGUAUAGUAAAAGAAAAAAUUGAUAGGAGUAAAGAAUUUGUUGAAGAAACAACAGACAGUCUCAGAGAAACCGGAGAUAGUUUAGUGGAUGAUUACAAAAAUGUAACUGAGGAUUCAUUAGAUAACUUGGAAAGUUUAAAAGACGAUUCCAUCACCAAUGCACAAGAAAAGAGUGAGGAAGCUUUCAAGUUUUUGGAAAAUGAAGCCAGCACUCCACCAACACCGGUUAGAAAUAAAUUGAAAGAGACAGCUAAUUUUGUGCAGCAAGAAAUAGAUUCAGCAAUAAAUGAUGUGGAUAUUUCAAUAAGUCCAAAUAGAAGUGCAAUACCUGUGGCCAAAUCAAAACAAAAAGGAGAAAAAGAAAAAGACAUAGACUUAUUAUUUUCAUAUGAUGGUAGAGAAGCUGCAUCACCACCUGAAGAUGAUUUGUUGAGUAAAAUUCCAAUAAAAGGUGGCAAAGUAAAGACGAUAAAAAAACAUUCAAAAGACCCAUUAAAAGAGUUUGUUAAACUUUCACAAGACGUUAAUUGGGACGAUAAUGACGAAAAUAUAACUGAAAAAAUUGUAAUGAACGUCACAGCAGAUCCCAUAGUAAAAACAACACCAACUAGAAUAACAAGUGAAACUGUUAAUUCCGAAAGAAUAAAAAGUAAAAUUCCGGUUCUCCACACGGAAACUCUUUCUCCAACUGAAAUCACAGAACGAUACGAAGUGUCACCGAAAAGUAAAAUUCCAAUAUUAAAGACAGAAACGACUAGAAUAACAUCACCAGAAACAACCUACGUCGAACGAACGAUAAUUUCGCCUACGCAAGUUGUCGAAACGACGGUAGUAUCGCCUGGAUCAAAGAUUUCAAAAAGUAGUACGAUCGAGUCAGACUCGGAUGACGAUAGUCCGAGAAUGACACCCCCUUUAAAAGGUAUAUUAAAGAAGACUAGCAUCCGAACUGUUGGCAGUUCAAGUGGUUCAGACGUGGCGCUUCAUGAAGAGGGUGCCGAAUUGAGUGAAAGCGAAACAGAGGAUCUGUACCAGCAAGACCAGCCUCAUUAUACGGAAACAAUAACAGAAGAGGUUGAUCCGGUAACUGGUGCUAAGAUCACACGAACCAUUAGGACGGUCACCCAAACUGUUUCAUCUCCUGUAGGAAGAAGCGAAGAAGAAAUGCGACAAAGUAUGCAAAAUGUUUUAGAUCAGUUUAUGACAGAAGAAAGAAACCCUCAUUAGAUAAAAAUUUCGUGAAUAGCGAGCUUGCGGUACGUUCACACUCCUGAUACUUAAAAUUGACAGGAAAAAAAUUUACUCAUAUUAUUUGACCAGUGUUUAUUUUAUUUUUAUACUGUAACUGACAUGAUAUUUUUAUUGAUCUGUUUAUCUUAUUAUGUAAAAGUGAUUCCAUUGUUGUAAGUUUUAUCAUUUAAAAUGACCAAUUUUAGAAUUGUGAGUUCAUUAGAAAUUAGGAAAUAAGUUACGAAUCUUGCGAAAAAAUUAAAGUGUUCUAAACAUUAAAAUUUUCAAAUUUAAAAGUUAUAUAUAAAAUAAAAUAAUAUAUUGCGCAUUUCUGCUUUAAGUAGUUUUAAAACAGUUAAAUUCCAGUUAUGUACAUUAUUUUUAGCCUUUGAACUAGUGCCUAGAUUUGUGAAACUUUUACUUGAAAAAUUAGGUUAUUGUUUCAGGUAAAAAUUUUGCCAAUCAUGUUUCCGUUAUAUUAUUAAUAGCUGAGCUGUUAUCUCGAAGGUACUAAGCAUUUCCGCCACAGUUGAUUACUUGUGAGAUUUUAUCAUUAUACAUAAAUAGAUUUUAAUAUAUUUAAUAUAAAUAUGCUUAUCUGGAAUAAAUUACAUCUUGUAGAAAUGGUUGCUUCUAUAUUAAUUAUAUUUAUUUCCAAAAUAAA
Molecule: messenger RNA, 7604 nt
Organism: Zophobas morio
Lineage: Eukaryota; Metazoa; Arthropoda; Insecta; Coleoptera; Tenebrionidae
Product: ankyrin-3-like
Exons: 30
Coding region: 191-6937 (2248 amino acids)
Biological process (GO): signal transduction
Cellular component (GO): cytoplasm
Molecular function (GO): protein binding
Source: RefSeq, a predicted model, not a curated record